Messenger RNA from Electrophorus electricus (electric eel), 2826 nucleotides. NCBI's taxonomy places the organism in Eukaryota, Metazoa, Chordata, Actinopteri, Gymnotiformes, Gymnotidae. The record is from RefSeq and is a predicted model, not a curated record.
UCUCUCUUUUCCCUUUCCCUCUCUCCUCAUCCCUCACUCUUGCCGUCCCUGUUCCUGGGCUCUGCCGUGUGUCUCUCUGAUGAAGGGUCGUCCUAAACUGCCUUCACUCUGCUCUUGCGUGAAAUACAGGUAUCAGGAUGAGGAGACUCCUCCCCUGGAGCAUAGCCCUGCCCACCUGGCCCACAGUAAGAGCGCCGAGAUGCUUCACAUGAGUGAUAAAAACUUGGCUGCCAUGGAUACCAUGCACGGCUAUGCUUCUCACACACACAUCUCUCCUGUAAAGCCAGUGUUGCUGUCGGCGGGCCAUACGCCUCUGUAUACUUCUGCAGUCUCCACGCUGGCAAAUUCUCCACCAGUCGUGGUAAAUACAGAUACUCUGGAUGGCUCCCCCUAUGUCAAUGGCACAGAAGGGGAGAUUGAGUAUGAAGAGAUCACGUUGGAAAGAGGUAACUCUGGUCUGGGCUUCAGCAUAGCAGGUGGUACCGAUAACCCUCACGUUGGAGACGACCCCAGUAUCUUCAUCACCAAGAUCAUACCAGGAGGAGCAGCAGCUCAGGACGGUAGACUGAGAGUGAAUGACAGCAUCCUGUUUGUGAAUGACGUGGAUGUUCGGGAGGUGACUCACAGCCAGGCUGUGGAGGCGCUCAAAGAAGCCGGAGCCAUCGUCCGCCUGUAUGUCCUCCGCAGAAAACCUGUCGCCGAGAAAGUCACAGAGAUCAAACUCGUCAAAGGCCCUAAAGGUCUGGGCUUUAGUAUAGCUGGGGGUGUGGGGAACCAGCACAUUCCAGGUGAUAACAGCAUCUAUGUCACCAAGAUCAUUGAAGGCGGAGCAGCACAUAAAGAUGGACGGCUACAGAUCGGGGACAAGAUACUUGCGGUGAAUAACGUGUGUUUGGAGGACGUUAUGCAUGAGGAUGCCGUGGGAGCCCUGAAGAACACGGCGGAGGUGGUGUAUCUGAGAGUAGCCAAGCCCAACAACCUCUACCUGACCAACAACUACAACCCCCCAGACCUCACAAGCACGUAUUCAUCUCACUUGGACACUGAACUUAGCCACCCCAACUAUCUGGGCUCAGAUUACCCACAAGCCCUCACUCCCACCUCGCCGAGCCGAUUCUCCCCAGUGCUGCACAGCAUACUGGGAGAUGAUGACCUGCCCAGAGACCCAAGGCGUGUGCUGAUCCACAGAGGAUCUACAGGUCUGGGUUUUAACAUCGUAGGAGGUGAGGAUGGUGAGGGGAUCUUCAUCUCCUUCAUCUUAGCUGGAGGGCCAGCAGACCUGAGCGGAGAACUGCGCAAAGGAGACCAGAUACUUAGUGUGAAUGGUGUUGACUUGAGAGCUGCUACACAUGAACAAGCUGCUGCUGCAUUGAAGAACGCAGGACAGACUGUUACCAUCAUUGCGCAGUACAGACCAGAGGAGUACAGUCGGUUUGAGGCUAAGAUCCAUGAUUUGAGAGAGCAGCUGAUGAACAGCAGUAUGGGCUCGGGGACCACCACACUGAGGAGUAAUGCUAAACAGGGCUUCUACAUCAGGGCCCUGUAUGACUACGAUAAGACCGCAGACGGAGGCUAUCUGAGCCAGGCGCUUAGCUUCCACUUCGGUGACAUCCUGCACGUGCUCGACUGCACUGAUGAUGAGUGGUGGCAGGCUCGCAGGGUCAGUCCCCAGGGGGAGGCCGAGGAGGUCGGCUUCAUCCCCAGCAAGAGGAGGGCCGAAAGGAAGGAGUGGUCUCGCUUAAAGUCCAAAGAGCGGGAUCGUGGUCGGGAUAGUUUAGGGUCGCAGGGAAGAGAAGAGUCUGCACACAGUUACGAGACGGUGACGCAGGUGGAAGUACACUACGCUCGACCCAUCAUCAUCCUUGGGCCAGUGAAGGACAGGGUCAAUGAUGACCUGCUCUCCGAGUUCCCAGACAAGUUCGGCUCUUGCGUACCUCAUACGACGCGACCGAAGAGGGAGUACGAGGUGGAUGGGCGGGACUACCACUUUGUGUCAUCACGGGAACAGAUGGAGAAGGACAUCCAGAGCCAUCGGUUCAUCGAGGCAGGACAGUACAACAGCCACCUGUAUGGGACCAGUGUCCAGAGCGUCCGAGAGGUGGCAGAACAGCAGGGCAAGCACUGUAUCCUUGACGUGUCGGCUAAUGCCAUCCGUAGACUGCAGGCUGCACAGCUUCACCCCAUAGCUAUCUUCGUCCGGCCCAGAUCGCUGGAGAACGUCCUGGAGAUUAACACCCGUCUGACAGAGGAACAGGCGCGGAAAGGCCUGGAUCGGGCUAUUAAACUGGAACAGGACUUCCUAGAGUGCUUCUCAGCCGUUGUGGAGGGAGACAGCUUCGAGGAGGUCUAUCACAAGGUGAAGACAGUGAUUGAGGAGCAGUCCGGGCCAUACAUCUGGAUCCCCACCAGGGAGCGCCUGUGAGCGCCGAGCCAGAGAGGUGGCGACCUGCCCAGUCAGCGCCCAGCCUGUUGCACCCAAACUGUGGAGCUCCUCCACGGAGCUGGCAAAGACUUCCAAGAGGAGAGAGAGAGAUAAAGAGAGUGAGAGAGAGAGAGGGAGAGAAGAGGAAAGAGAGAGAGAGAGAACUCUGGGAUUAUGUGUGGAAAAGCACAGGAACAGUCCACACAUCCCUCCAUCUGUCUCUUCUCCACUCUCUGUCUCUCUUUCUCUCUUUUGUUGUUUGUCACUGAAUCUCUUGCACAGGGCAGUUGGCCUGUUUAAACUCAAUAAAAGACAAACGCGGUAUACCGGAGGUUGGGGGAGGGGGGGCGACGAGAAUGAAAAUAAUCCUUCCUCUUUUUUUUCACUCUGCCUGACUCUUUUCU